Molecule: messenger RNA, 2130 nt
Organism: Labrus mixtus (cuckoo wrasse)
Lineage: Eukaryota; Metazoa; Chordata; Actinopteri; Labriformes; Labridae
Gene: skap1
Product: src kinase associated phosphoprotein 1
Exons: 13
Coding region: 229-1287 (352 amino acids)
Cellular component (GO): cytoplasm; plasma membrane
Molecular function (GO): protein binding
Source: RefSeq, a predicted model, not a curated record
UGGGUUUCAGAGCAUGAGGACACAGGUGGUUAUAUCCUGCACCAGUUAGUCUGUGAGUGUGUGAACUGUGUGCCAGGCUCUUGUUCCUGUCAUGGAGCUGUAACAAGAUGACAGUUGCUGUGCAUUCAUAGGAUACUUUGUGGACUACAAACCUCUGUGUGAAGGUUCAGAAAAAGUCGAAAAAGUCUGCAAAACAAAAGUGGGUUCGUGUUGGACAGGUAACCAGGGAUGGGGACGAUUCCGCAGGACAUUAAGAGGCUUUUGGACGACUGUGAGCUGUUCAUAUUCGAGAUCUUGCAAGAUGAAGACCUGACUGAAACCACCCAAGAGACACGACAGGUCUUACUGAAUAACUUCCGAGUCGUCCAUGGAAGAAAUCCUCAAGAGUUCCCCUUCCGAUUGGACUUAAUAGACGAGGAAGGUUCUGAUGACAACCGCAGCUCCAGUCUGGGUCGCUCUGCCCUGUCAGACGACGCCUCUGUAGCUUCUGACUACCAGGACGAUGGACCCCCUGAGUAUUUUGUUGACAUCGCCCCUGUCGCCGUCCAGGACCUCGGCAACAUCUUAAAGCAAGGCUACUUGGAGAAGAAACGAAGAGAUCACAGCUUCUUCGGCUCGGAGUGGCAGAAGAGAUGGUGCAUCCUGAACAACUCAAUAUUCUACUACUUUGGGAGUGAGAAAGAUAAGCAGCAGAAAGGCUCCUUUUACAUCAACGACUACAGCGUGCAGCUGGUGACCAAUCUGAGGAAAGACUCCAAAAGAAACUCCUGCUUUGAGCUCUUUGCUCCCGGGCGGCGGGCGUUCCAGUUCACCGCCAGCAGUCCUCAAGAGGCCCGGGAAUGGGUGGACCAAAUCAAUUUUGUUCUUCGAGAUCUCAGCUCCAGCUUCAUCCCCGUGGACGAUGAAGAGGACGAGGAGGAAGAGGAGACCUAUGAUGACAUCGAGGGGUUGGCCCAGGCCUCUCACCAGGGAGGAGGGCACGAAGCGGGGGAGGUCGAGGAGGAUGAGGAUAUCUACGAGGUGCUGCCAGACGAGGAUUUUCCAGAUCCAGCAGAUGAGAGCGGCGAUAAGAACAACAAAUCAGCUUGGUCAUCAGAUUACUCUAACUACUACCAGGGCUUAUGGGACUGCCCGGCGGACGAGCCGGACGAGCUGGCCUUCCAGAGAGGAGACCUCAUCUACAUCGUCAGCAAGGAGUACAACAUUCACGGCUGGUGGGUCGGUGAGCUCAAUGGCACCAUGGGCAUCGUCCCCAAAGACUUCCUGCACCCGGCCUACAUCCUGUGAGCUCCAACAGGGCUGCUGCCGACACAACCAGCGAUGACUUUCACACAAAGGCCUGUCAGAUCCUUUUUUUUUUUUUUUUACAAAGUGGAAUUACUCUUUAAAGGAUGCCAUGUAGGUUUACCACAGGAGGAAUUCUUCUUUUAAUUUAAGGAGAUUCAAAUUAAUUGAUUUUCUUCUGACAGAAAAUUAAACUGCAACCGUUUUUGUUUUUUUUCAUUCUUCUAAUGUCAUUUCUGAAUUAAGAAAAAAAAAGACUUGCAGCUUGUUUCUGUUUUCUGUAAAUAUGUAUUGAUAAUUUUUUUUACUUCAAAUAGGACAAAAUUGAGUGUUGUCAUUUGAAGAUAACAUCUUUAACAAACUGUUCAGUCGAUGAGUUUCUCCUGUUUUUAAUAUUUUAAAAAUUGGAGCACCGGGUGGCCUAGCUGUUAGGCCGCGUGCCUCGUGUACAGAGGCUUCGGUCCUCAUCACAGCGCCCGUUGGUUCCAAUCUGACCUCGGCCCUUUGCUGCAUGUCGUCCCCCCUCUCUCUCUCUCCACCCGACACUUCCUGUCUCUCUUCAGCUGUCAUAUCAAAUAAUGGCACCAAAAUAUCUUUAAAUAUUUAAAGACAAAUAUUUCCUGGAAAAUGAACCCAACAGGAUAAUCACUGGCUGCAGCAGUUUGACUAAAUGAUCAUUUUGAACAUAACCUUUGACACUUUUUUUUUUUUUUAAUGAGCAAAAUGUAAAGAUGUUUUUUUAUAACUGACAUACAUCCUAAAAUAAAAUAAAACAUUUUCUGUACAAUAUGUAUAUUUCAAACUAAACUGUAAUUGAAUGAGAGCAUAAAAAUCCUCUACACUGAA